AUGCUCGGGUUUGACUUCCAGAAGCCAGAGGUGACCACCGUGAUCCGAUGGCUCCUGCGAGUAGUGCUCGUGCUUUUUCUGGCUUGGUUGGUACGGCAAAGAUCAGAGCAGGAAGCAGAAGAAGAGGAGGAGGAGAAUGAGUCGGAACUCUCAGAUUCGCGAGCACGAUCCAAUGGUCUCAGGUCUCGGGGCAACAGUCGUCCAGUCUCGCGGUUGCAGCCUAGACGCGAUCCGUACGCGACGGCACCCCGGCAAAGAAAAGGAGUUGCUUCCGGCACGGAUGCAGCUGACUUCGAUUCCAUCAUAGAGAAGGUCUCCAAGCCGAAAGAGAUGUGGCAGCCACGCAAAAGUGGCGAGCCGUUGGAGCUCAGACAGCGAUCGCAAGGCGAUGCCGAUCCGGGCGUGACGGAGCGACCGGCUGUGACUGUCAAUAAGCCAGGGCACGAUGCUCAAGGUCCCACAUUGCGCGGGCAUGAAAGGCCGGUGACUUUCAUCACAUUCAACCAUGAGAACAAUCUUCUAUUCUCCUGUGGCAAGGACAAGCUCGUUUGCGUGUGGAGCUUUCCGGAUGGAGAGCUUCUUGGCAGCUACCGGGGCCACAAUGGAGCCGUGUGGUCCUGCAGUGCUACGUUUGACUCCAGGACCGUGGCCACCACUGGGCUUCUGUGCGUACCGGAUGUCUCCAGCUGUCAGGGCCACGACCUUCUGCAGGCAUUGAGAGAUCAGCUGAAUGGUCCAGUCCUUGCAGCAGACGAGGCAAUGGUUCUGGCCUCCACCAUGGCCAGCGCAAAGGUGCAGGAUCCAAAGAUGUGGUGUGAUGUUUCGACGGCGCUUCGCCGCUGUGACGAGCUGCCGGUGCAGUGGCUCACGAAGCUACCUUGGAAAUUCGCCAGGGCGAGGUGCUUGCAGCCGGAGAUCUUGGAGAUCCUGUCUGCAGGGGUUCAGAGGAACCUUGGCCUUUUCGAUCCACGUGGCCUAGCUGACCUCGCAUGGUCCAUGGCGAAGCUGCAACAUCGUGACGAAGGACUGCUAGGGGCCCUGACGCAGACACUGAGCCCGCGGAUUGGUGAGCUGGCACCUCUAGAGCUCGCCAAGGCGACGUGGGCCUUUGCGAAGUUUUCCAAAGCCAAAGACGAAGGACUCUUCGAGAUUCUGGCGGAGGCUGUGAUCAAGUCCCUUCCCGAAUUUCAACCACGAGGGCUGGCCAACAUCAUCUGGGCCUUCGCAACAGCUGAGGUACGGAAUCCGAAGCUGCAACUCAACCGCCUAGCAGAGUUCUCGAGAACCGCUGUACCAGGAUUCACGCCACAAGGUUUGGCCAACACGGUCUGGGCCUUUGCCAAGCUUCGGCUUCGUGCUGACCAUGCGGUGUAUACAGUCAUGGCAGAGACCACGACGGAAAGCUUGGGAGAGUUUUCACCACAGAACAUCUCUAACUCGCUUUGGGCAUUUGCAAAGGCGCGAUGCUAUGAGCCAGAGUUGUUUUUGGAAGCAGCGAGCCAUGUUUCGGAGAGGCUAAGAGAGUUCAGUAUCCAGGCGGCUGUGAACUGUGUCUGGGCGAUGGCCGAGACAGGUCAUCACGAUCAUCCGCUCUUGCACGGUUUUUCUGAGUACGCCCUGGCCAGACUUGAACUUUUCAAGCCCCAAGACUUGUCGAACACUGUGUGGUCCUAUGCUCAGUUGCAGCACUGUGAUCACAGGCUGCUGUCAGCCGCAACAGAAGCGGUGCAGGGUCGGGUCAACAAUUUGACAGUCCAGCACCUGGUCUGCACCACCUGGGGAUAUGCAAUGAUGUUCGAGCACCGGCACACGAGGUUGAGAAGCAAAGCCUCAGCGGAUCAGCAAGAGUGUCGGUCUGUGCGAGCCCUCGCUGACGUGCAGUGGCUUGUGACGUGCGGCGCAGACCGGCUGGUCAUCGUCUGGGAGGCUCAUACCUCGAGGGAGCUUGCCCGCGUGGAACUUCCUGGUGUUGUGCGAUGUGUAGAAUGGGCCGGAGCAGCUCCUGGUGUGAAUGCCUCGGACGUCAGUGAGCGCUUUGUGACUGCGCACAAUCGCUUUGGUGCCCAUCCCCCUGCAUUGACCGUUUGGCGCUUCGAUGGCAAAUCCAUCCAGGAGCUUCGUGUUAUCUCCAAGCUGCCUUCGGCAGCACUCCAGGUGAGAUGGGGCAGGGCCAACUACUUCAUUGCAAGCGCACACGACAGUGGCGAGCUGAUUUUUUGGCGAGCAGACACUGGCGCUGAAGUGAAGCGUCUGAAGGCCCACGACGCUGGCAUUUCGAAGUUUGACUUCAAUGAUGACCGCGAGCUUGUGGCUACCGUCUCGCACGACAUGAGUGUCUGCAUAUGGGACAUCGGAAAAGGAACCGAGUGGAGGAUGUUGUACAAGGCGCAGACGGAUCGGCCGCUCAAUGCCGUGGCCCUGGGCCCGCUGUCGCAGAAGCAAGCCCUCGGCGCUCCAGCUGAGCGUCCAGGGUGCAUUUGCGUGGUCGCCGCUGGUGGCCAGGAUGUCCGGGACGUUGCUCGGAGCAGCAGUGCCACCGAACAGUUCGGGACGCUACUCUUCCGCCUGGGCGCAGCUGAGAAGUUGCCAAGUGAUCUGAAGGCGGAUGGUGUCACCAACAAAGGUCACUUUGGUCCUGUCCACACCUUGGCCUUUGCCGGCGACGGCUCGGCCAUCGCCUCGGGCUCCGAGGAUGGCUUUGUGCGAGUACACAUUUUUGACAAGGAGGAGUGGCAGUCUGAGAGGCGCCAUCGUAGUGUUGUCUGCAAACAAUUUUACAUAACUUUGUGGCAAUCUUUUCGUUGUGCCUGGCGCCCUUGCCGAAGUAUGUGUAGUAGGUGCUCGCGUACUCCUUAUCCCAGGAGAUAA
Symbiodinium sp. CCMP2456 is the source of this 2868-nucleotide messenger RNA. The record is from the annotation of a GenBank genome assembly. NCBI's taxonomy places the organism in Eukaryota, Dinophyceae, Suessiales, Symbiodiniaceae.